GUCACAGUCCUUCCUUCCCUUCAUCAGCAUAUGGCCCACAGCUCAGUGGCACACACCAGGGCUCUCUAUCUCGCGCUCCACCUCUGACUGACCUGUGGGCCCGUGCUGUCAUUCCAAUCUCGCUCCUCCUCUUUUCCCACUGCCUCCGCCGCUCUCCGCCCUCCGCCUCCGCCGCCGGAGAAGAGAACCCUCUCCACCUGCACUUGCCGCCGCGCGGCCCGCGCGCACCGGAAGGCCUUGCCGAAGCGGGAAGCCAUGGUCGCCGCCGUGCUUGCCGCCGACAAAAGGUUGGGGCCGUCUGCUGCUAAGAGUACCAGCGCGAGGGUUCCUGGGGUGAUCCCUAAGCCCAUCGAUCUGCCAAGCCAAAGGGGAACGGCCACACAGGGUGAUAAAUCGAUGCCUCCAGCAUCAAAUGCAUGGGGUUCUCCUUCGGUUAUGUAUCCCAAGAAUGGUGGUGGUUCUGAUUUAUUCAGUCACAUUAGCGACCGCCCUUCUUCUAGAGGAAGCUCGACUACAUCAACAAUUGGAAGUGACUUCCUUGACAUACCUAGUUUACGGGGUCCAAAAUCAAGUCAUUCAUCAGUAUCACAUGUAUUACCACCAAAUCAUUUGCCAACUGCUGCAAAUCGUCUUCAAAGCACAGUGACAAUAGCAAGAAGCUCGCGACCUUCUCGCUUUCCAGAUUCUUUCACUCAAAUUCUGAAAGCACCAUUAAGAACUAAUAACAGAAAACGGGGGCUUAAAAUGCCUGAGAAGGGGUUCACCCUAAUUAUGGAUGAUUUCCCAGUACUUGGCUCUGUGAACUCCGAAUCAAACACUCGACGAGGCCAUAAUCUGCAAGGGAGAUCAACUUUUGGUUCUGGUACUCAGAUAGCACAAGAUGAACAAAGAAAGAUCCAUCUUACUGGAGUCGGCGAAGUAAUUUCAUCUUCUAAUUAUGAGCAUGAACAUGACUUAAGAACAGACUAUGUCAAUGAAGGAGAUGCUCAGGUUACUGCUGCAAUCUUACCAUGGGGGGCCAAGCAUGCUCAACAACAUGGUACAAAUGCCCCUAAGCAAAGUGUGCCUCCACCAUGGUUCAAUUACUGGCAUCCUCCUCCUGAUCAUCCUCCAGAUGGAAAUGAAAUGCUGCAUGAAGGGGCAACAGCAUAUGGUUCAGACAAGCCUGCAGACCCUCAUAUGAUUUGCUCUGUUGAACCACUUGCUUAUUAUGGUCAGUUUCUACUCAACCAGGAGGCAGCACCAAUGCAGGAUCCAGGAUAUAGUGGUUAUAUAUCAGACAACCAGGAUGGAUAUCACUGUGACAUGGAAGCUGAUGCUCUUGUCAUAAUUCAACCUCACAUUCUUGGGAAGGUCAAGCAUGGUCAUUCAGAGGGACUUCAGAAGCAACCUCUCAUCAAGAAGGAUGUAGCUCUACUGGAGAAGAUAAAGUGUCUAAACAUCAAAGCUAGAAAACUUCGUGCCUGUAAGAUCUCUGAACUAUCGCCAUCGAAGGAAUCCAUGAUUGAACGUUCAAAAAACACAGAUGAAAAGGCUGAUCAUGUGAAAAAGGAUGUUCUCUUCAGUUCUAUCACCAGUGAUACUAUGUCUGCCUUUGACAGCGCUAGUUCUUUUUCUGAGAGUAGCGAUUUUGUGCCAAGUAAUUCCGCAAAUGUGCCUGGUAGUGCAACUAUUACUAGCUCAUCAGAACUAGAAGCUACCGAAUUUAGGAAAGCUGGAGAGCCUGGUAAAUUAGGUGACCAUGAUGCAUAUGGAAGAGUAAGUACUUCAAGAAGCAGGCACGGUGGUUCUGCCAAGAACAUGUCAUCAAAUAUUUCUGAAAAUGGAUGGGAAGAGCACUCUACAGUUGACUCUCUGCAAGUUGUUAUGGCAAAUGCUCAACAAGACAAAUCUUUUUCCAGGAAUCUAUCACUGCAGGUGCAUGUGGCUGCUGUUGAUGAGAUGCUAAAUCUGCUUGAUAAUGAAAUCCAACUGCAUUCAAGAACAAGAGAGUUGUCUGCCCAUCAUGCAAAACAGGUACUGGAGGAUCAGGACUGGAAUAGCCAACAGAAGGCAAAAUCCAUUACAGAACUGGAUGAAUUGAUAAGGCAUUCACCAGAACAGAGUCAGAAGACAAAUGAUGCGCCCUUGGAAGAAGAUAAUCUUCAUCUGAGACAGAAAGAUGGCAGCCAUGGAACUACUACGUAUUGUAUUGCCUCUGAGAGUUUCAAUGCACCUUUGCCAGCAAACAGAGUUAAUCAUAUUACAGAUUCUAUCAGCUUUAUUCCAGCAUCAAAUACCACAGGUAUUAGUAAAGACCCUGUGAUUCAUAAGGUCAUAUCUCCAGCAAAGAACACAGAGAUUAACAUGAUGGAAACUGCUCCUAAAAGUACCUCACAGUCACAAGGCAACAGUGCUCCAAAGCAUUGGAAGAUUGACAAUAGGCAAAGGCAUGUUGAGUCAUGGGAGAGAAUUACAAUUGAGAGGUCAAAUAUCGCUGAAAACGCGGAAUAUGCUAAAAAUAUUGCUGAGACUCCUACAGAUGCACCGAGUGCUGAAGCUCAAUGUCAUGAAGACCUCUCAACCGUAGACAAGAAUAGCUGGAGAGAUGCUUCUGCAGCUACUACUGCAUCACAACCUGUCUUUGAUAAGAAGAAUGCAACAAAAGUCCCUAGUGCGCAUAAAACUCUUUCAGGUGUUGUCAUCAGCAAUUCUAUGAUUCCUGUUACUUCUGUUUCAGGUCUUACUGUGGGAAGUAUAAUGCUUGGGGAUAUUUCAUUCAUAUCAGUGAACCAGGUGGGGGCUACAGCUGCCAGGGUAAUACAUGAUACCAAAAAUACCCACUCAAGGACGACUACAAUUCAGCAGCCAAGCAAGAAAGAACAGCCUGAGGAAGGUGCUCUGAACAACAUGGCAGUAGCUGCUCCCACCCUGCUAUCUGGAAAUCACAGCAUUGUUCAGGAUACUGCCAUGAUAGCAGAAUGGUCUGAAAUGGAGAAGCAUAAGUCUGUAGAAAAAGAGCAGCUGAACCAGUGGAAUCUGGGGAAAAUGUUACCAGCACAAAGUCAUAGAGCAUCUUAUGGUAAUCCAGGAACAUUCAAUUUUGGGGCUGAGAGUCGUGCUAACAAAGCACUUUAUAAUUUCACUGCUGAUAAAGUUGAGCCCACAACUAAGCUUGAUAAAUGGUUGGAUAGGGAAUCUAGCUGGGUUCAAGUGAAGACUGGUCAACAGUAUACUGAUGGAUCGGCUUCACUGAUGCAACAUCUUACUGAACAAGUAGACAAAAUUGAUCAGUGGCAAUCACCUGAACCUGAUAAGCAAGUAAAGAGGCAAUUCGAGUUCAAGACCCACGAUGGUUCUGACAGCCGUUUGGAGCCAGUUCGCACAGUUCCCUUGCCUGUGAAUAAUUGGGAAAUGCGUCAUGCAAGUUACAGCCAAAAGCAAAACCAUGUUGAGGGUCAAAGAAAUGUUAGGACUAGUGAUGCCACAAACAUCUACGAGGGGAGAGACAGGACACGUGCAUUCUAUGAGGUUCCAUCUUUGUCUAAAUCCUUCUCCGAUGCACUGAACAAAUCACAAGGCACUGUUGUUUCUGAGUGGAUGCAGGAUCCCUACCAAGGAGUAUAUAACAUGGAUAACUCCCGGGGCUUUGAUAGUGCUUUUGUAGACAGCAGCUGUAACGAACUGAUCCAGAAUGUUGAUGGAGACAGUGAAAUGGAUCUUUACAGCGAGCAAUUCAAAGAACAAGUGAAAUUUGAAGAUGGACACCUUCUGAUAUGGAAUCCAAGAGAAUGGGAGUACCAACUUCCAUCACCACCUCCCCAUGGUCAGCACAGUGGGAGUGAAAUGGAACUUUGCAGUGACCAAAUUGAAGGAGACAUGAUUUGGGAAGAUGGUCACCCUUUGAUAUGGAAUCCAAGAGAUUGGGAGUACCAACCACUCAAUCUAGAACCACAUCACCAUGGCCAUGGUCAGCACAAGGAGAGUGAAAUGGUUCUUCUUUACAGUGAGCAAUUCGAAGAAGACAUGGUACAGGAGGAUGGAAAACCUUUGAUAUCGAAUCCAGAAGAUUGGGAAUACAAGCAGCUCAAUCCAGAACUAAAUCAACAUGACCAUGCACACAGGGGGAGUGAAAUGGUUCUUUACAGCGAGCAAAUGGAAGAGGAUGUGAUAUGGGAGGAUGGGCACCCUUUGAUAUGGAAUCCAAUAGAUUGGGAGUACCAACCGCUCAAUCCAGAAACACAUCAACAUGACCAUGGUCAGCCAAUGGGGAGUGAAAUGGUUCUUUACAGCGACCAAAUCGAAGGAAACGUGAUAUGGGAGGAUGGACACCCUUUGAUAUGGAAUCCAACAGAUUGGGAGUACCAGACGCUCAAUCCAGAACCACAUCACCUUGACCAUGGUCAGCACAGGGGGAGCGAAACUGAUCUUUACAGCGAUCAAGUCGAAGGAGACGUGAUAUGGGAGGAUGGGUGCACUUUGAUAUGGAAUCCAACAGAUUGGGAAUACCAACCGCUCAAUCCGGCACCACAUCACCAUGACCAACACAGUGGGAGAUAUCACAGAGGCGGUGACACGUACUCGGAAUGGGGUUAUGAUGCUGGGGAGCCAACUUAUGGCGCGAACGAAGGGAGACGAAAGGGUGGCAUACAUUCAGAGUACCAGUCGAAGCCAGUAGGAUCGUCUGAUGUUGCCCCAGAUAUCCAGCGGAAUGCAGGUGCUGAUGAUCAGAGCAGGCGGCAUCCAGCUUCAGGAGCAGCGUACAGGGAGCGCAGGAAGAGGACAGAUGGAAGCUUCAAUGCGUUGGCAUCAACAUCUCCAUUGAAGCCAACAUCGGAGGAAAAGAACAAAUAAGAGAAAGCAAAAUAAAAAGGCAACACGUAAGUAACAACAUGUCUAUCUCGGAAGGCAACACCAUGGUCAAUAGGAACUCUCUUCAGUAGCUGCAAGUUGUAUUUUGCAAAGUUGGCUAAACAGUACUGUGUAUUUGGGUACUGCCACAUCAAUGGCUACAACUUUGGUUUGUUAA
Oryza sativa Japonica Group (Japanese rice) is the source of this 5008-nucleotide messenger RNA. RefSeq lists its product as uncharacterized. The record is from RefSeq and is a predicted model, not a curated record. Lineage: Eukaryota; Viridiplantae; Streptophyta; Magnoliopsida; Poales; Poaceae. Gene Ontology annotation, biological process: epigenetic regulation of gene expression.